Podarcis muralis (Common wall lizard) is the source of this 5489-nucleotide messenger RNA. RefSeq names its product SMG6 nonsense mediated mRNA decay factor (gene SMG6). Gene Ontology annotation, molecular function: telomeric repeat DNA binding; telomerase RNA binding; protein binding. Gene Ontology annotation, biological process: nuclear-transcribed mRNA catabolic process, nonsense-mediated decay. The record is from RefSeq and is a predicted model, not a curated record. Gene Ontology annotation, cellular component: telomerase holoenzyme complex. NCBI's taxonomy places the organism in Eukaryota, Metazoa, Chordata, Lepidosauria, Squamata, Lacertidae.
UCCCGAGGAGCCAAAAUGGCGGCGGCGGCGGCGGCGGAGCUGGAGCGCGUCCGCGUCUCGGCGGCGGAGCUGAGGAGGGGCGUCCUGGCGGCGGCGGAGGCGGCCUCCUCGGGGGCGGCCCGGGGCAGCGGAGGACCAGAGACCACAAAGGAGCCUCGCCACCGCAAGGACAAUCGGCGCCCUGACCUCGAGAUCUACAAGCCAGGCCUCUCCCGACUGCGAAAUAAGCUCAGCUUCUCAGCCAAGCAGGAGGAGGCCAAAGGAGGCACCCUGGCUGGCGACAGAGGAGCUCCCCUUGCUCCCAGCAAGGAAGAGCCCCCAGCCCCUCAGGACCCUCCCAGGGGAAGCAGCCAGCAGCAGCCCAAUGGCCUCUUGGAAGGCGCUGCCGAGGCAGGGGCCCCACAGGAUCCGGGGGUCUCUCCUGAGGACUGGUGUCCUCGUAUCAUCCGGCGAGCCAAGAAGCCUGACCAGCAGAUCUACCAGCCAGGGAAGCGCCUGCAGGUCCCCUCCAAGGAGCCCGCAGCCCCCCAGCUGGCGGCCGAGGAGCCCCCCGCAAAGGGGGAGCGGGGCGAAGAGCCCGAAAGGGACGUUGGGAAGGGCUACAGGAAGCUAGCAGCCCCUGAGGGGCAGGAAGGGGGCCUGAGCCAGGAGGGUGCCAAGCUCCUCCGUGGCGGGGAGAAGGGCAGGCGGGCCGAGCGGGUCCGGAAAGGCGGUGAGGAGGCAGCUGCCCAGAGCAAGGCCCAGAGCACCCCGAAGCGCUACUCACGCUCGGACAAGCGGCGGAACCGCUACCGCACCUGCAGCACCAGCUCAGCCGGGAGCAACAACAGCGCCGACGGGGCCCGCGGGGAGGCAGAGGCCGGGCGGAAGCGCCAGGAGCCACCCAAGGAGAGGCCCCGUCCCCGGAAGCAGCUCUCUGCUUCCUCCACGGACUCGCUGGAUGAAGACAAGGCGGAAGAGGAGGAGGCUGAGGCAGCCCAUGGCUCCAGCAGGGACUCGGAGGCAGCCAAGAGGCGCCUGGAGCACGGCUGGCUCUCCCGGGGCACCGGUGGGCGGGAGGCCAAGGGAGCCCCAGCGUGCGGCAGGGGCGGCGGGCGGGGGGAGCCCUCCGAGGCAGAGUGGCGCAAGCGGAAGCCCUCGGAGGCCAGCCUGAGCGAUUCCAUGGAGGCCGCUGAAGUCGGGAAGGGCUCUUCCAGCCGGGAGCCCCAGGGCAGGGGCCGCGGCAUCCUGGUCCUCCCGGCCAACACGGACCUCACCGCCAGUGGUGCCGGCUCCCCCGAAGCCCCCCACUCAGGGCCGCGGCUCCUCUUCAGCGGCGGCCUGGGCAAGGGGACCAGGGGGAGGGGCAGAGGGGGCACCGCCCGCCGCCUGUGGGACCCCAACAACCCCGAGCAGAAGCCGGCCCUGAAGAGCCAGGCUUCCCAGCUGCACUUCCUCGACACGGACGACGAGGCGGCCCCUCCGCCCCGGGGGGACACCCGCCAGGCCCAGGCCUCCUACUACCGCUUCCAGAACUCGGACAACCCCUACUACUAUGGGCGGGCGGCAGCCCAAGCCCCCUCCUACCCCUACGCCGGGUACUCCCUGCCCUAUCAGGUCGGUCCCAUUAACGGGGUUUACCCGGGCACCUAUUACCCGCCAGGCUACCCGGGGCAAGCUGAGCCCUACCUGUGCAGCCCCCUCCUGGCCGGGCCCCUCAGCCCCGAGAUGGAGCAGCAGGUGCGCAGCCUGCAGCAGCAGGAUCUCAGCAAGACCCUCCGCGAAGCCAGCAACCUGGAGCAGCAGCUGAGCAACCUCCUGUCCCGGGACCGGCUCAGCCCUGAGGGCCUGGAGAAGAUGGGGCAGCUCAGGGUGGAGAUGCUGCAGCUGUACAAGCGCUGCCUGCUGACCGACAUCGAGUUUUCUGACGCCCAGAACGUGGACCAGCUGCUGUGGAAGAAUGCCUUCUACCAGGUGAUCGAGAAGUUCCGGCAGCUGCUGAAGGAUCCCCUUGGGGAGAACGCCCAGGAGAUCCGCACCAAGCUGCUCCAGAUCCUGGACGAGGGCAGCGAUUUCUUCGACAGUUUGCUGCAGAAGCUGCAAGGGACGUACCAGUUCAAGCUGGAGGAGUACAUGGACAUGGGCAUGGCUGUGCGCAGCAAGCCCCUGCGGAAGGCGGUUAAAUACGCCCUCAUCAGCGCCCAGAGGAGCCUGAUCUGCCAAGGAGACAUCUGCAGAUACCGAGAGCAAAGCAGCGACACGGCCAACUACGGGAAGGCACGCAGCUGGUACUUGAAGGCCCAGCACAUCGCCCCCAAGAACGGACGCCCGUACAACCAGCUGGCCCUCUUGGCUGUCUACACGAGAAGGAAGUUGGAUGCGGUCUACUACUACAUGCGCAGCCUUGCGGCCAGCAACCCCAUCCUCACUGCCAAGGAGAGCCUCAUGAGCCUCUUUGAGGAGACCAAGCGGAAGGUGGAGCAGAAGAAGAGCCCCAGCCGGCAGAGUAAAGGCAAGAAGUCGGCCUUCCGGCCUUCUGGGGAUGAUGCCACCCGCCUGGAGCUCUGGAUCCACCCCUCGCACCCCCACGCCAGCCAGGGGCACGAGUCCGGGCGGGACUCGGAGCAGGACAACGGCCUCGGCAGCCUCAGCCCCAGCGACCUGAACAAAAGGUUCGUCCUGAGUUUUCUCCAUGCCCAUGGGAAGCUGUUUACCAGGAUUGGGAUGGAGACCUUCCCUGCCGUGGCUGCUGAGGUCCUGAGCGAGUUCCGGGUGCUGCUGGGGCACAGCCCCUCGCCCAUCGGAAGCACCCGCCUGCUGCAACUCAUGGCCAUCAACAUGUUUGCUGUCUACAACUCCCAGCCCAAAGAGUGCCUCUCUGAAGACUGUCGCUCGGUGAUCCAGGAGCAGGCCACAGCCCUGGGGCUCUCCAUGUUCGCCAUGCUGGUCAAGCGCUGCACUGCUCUGCUGCGGGACGUCUCCCCAGCAGCUGCUCAGGGCCAGGAAGGCUCCGAGGACGAUGACAUCAAAGUCUCCUCCUUGCCGCAGGACCUGAAGGAACUGCUGCCCAGCAUCAAGGUCUGGUCGGAUUGGAUGCUGGGCCACUCGGACACCUGGAACCCCCCGCCCAGCACCCUGGAGCUGCCCAGAUCGGUCUCAGUGGACGUGUGGGCCACCCUGGCCGACUUCUGCAACAUCCUGACGGCCGUGAACCAGUCGGAGGUGCCGCUCUACAAGGACCCGGACGAGGACCUGGCCCUGCUCAGCCUGGAGGAGGACCGCCUGCUCUCGGGUUUCGUCCCGCUGCUGGUCGCCCCCCAGGAGCCCUGCUACGUGGAGAAAUCCUCGGACAAGGUCAUUGCGGCGGACUGCAAGCGGGUCACUGUGCUGAAGUAUUUCCUGGAAGCCCUCUGUGGCCAAGAAGAGCCAUUGCUGGCAUUCAAGGGUGGAAAGUAUGUGUCAGUGGCCCCCGUCCCAGACGCCAUGGGAAAGGAAGCAGCCAGCCAAGAGGGAAAACAACUGGAAGAUCAGGAGGACGAUGUCCGGAUCGAGGCUUUUGAGGACGACUCGGAGGCCGACGGCAGCGGCGGAGAGCUGGACAUCAGGGAGCUGCGGGCCAAGAAGCAAGCGCUGACCAGGAAGGUGGCCGAACAGCAGCGCCGGCAAGACAAGAUCCAGGCGGUGCUGAAGGACCAGGCCCAAGUGCGGCAGAUGGAGCUGGAGAUCCGCCCCGUCUUCCUGGUGCCGGACACCAACGGCUUCAUUGACCAUCUGGGCAGCCUGGUCAAGCUCCUGGACUGCCGGCAGUUCAUCCUUGUGGUGCCCCUGAUUGUCAUCAACGAGCUGGACGGGCUGGCCAAGGGCCCCGAGUCGGAGCACCGCGGGGGCGGCUACGCACGGCUGCUGCAGGAGCGGGCCCGCAAGGCGGUGGAGUUCCUGGAGGCGCGCUUUGAGAAGCGGGACAGCUACAUGCGAGCCCUCACCAGCCGCGGCAAUGAGCUGGAGUCCAUCUCCUUCCGCAGCGAGGACAUCUCCAGGCAACAGGGAAACAACGACGACCUGAUCCUCUCCUGCUGCCUCCACUACUGCAACGACAAGGCCAAGGACUUCAUGCCGGCCAACAAAGACGACCCGAUCCGGCUGCUGCGCGAGGUGGUGCUGCUGACGGACGACCGCAACCUGCGGGUGAAGGCGCUGACCCGCAACGUCCCCGUCCGGGACAUCCCCACCUUCCUGCGAUGGGCGCAGGAGGGCUGAGCCAGGCAGCCUGCAGGGGGCGCCGUCCCCAGGAAGCAGUGCCGCUCUGUGCCACCAGCAGGGGGCAGCCUUGAGGCGGAGGGGGGCCCUUGCGCCAAGCCACUGCCGCCCCCACCACCGUUCCCGGCUGACACCCACCAAUGAACAAUAAACGUGUCUCCAACCCGCCCGGAAUGGCCGUGCUGUGGGUGUGAGAGAGAGAGGGGGAAGUGUUGUGUCCGCACAGGCCACCGGGGGGGGCGGAAUAGGUGCGUGUCGUGUUCCCCCACCGAGGGGGGAGGAUAGGACAGCCAGAGAGGUCUCAAGUGGGCACCCCCAUAUUCCUUUUACUUGGCCAGGUGGGGCGAGGGGGGGAUCCUUUGUGUGGAAGUGUGUGAACCCCGAUCCACUCCCUGCUGCCCCCCACAUUGACAUCCUCUCUCUUCCAGCCCCCUCCUGGACCCUCGUCCUUCCAUUUUGCCACCCUGACACCUGCAUCACAGAUUUCUUGAUCUCGCACCCAUCCAUUUUCAUCAUCCCCAGACACACACACUCUCCUGGUCCAGCGGUGUGGGUUGCAGAGGGAGGCCUGGGCAUUGGGAUCAGACCUUUAAGCUGCAGGGUUUGGGGAGUGCGGUGUCAGGGCUGGGGGGGUGGAGAGAACAGGCAAGCAGGUUCCCCCAUGAAGGAGCUCUGAGGGCAGUUGGAGCUCACACAGAGAACGGCUGCUGUGAAAAAGAAGAAUUGUCCCCUUGGGAGCUUGCAUUUAAAUGGGGGGGGGAGCCUUAACUGGCCCCGGUCAGUUGCAUCGUUGGCCAUCCCCAGGCCCUUUGGGUCAGUGGCAGGCGGGGGGGGGCAGGGCAGGAUUGGGAACAAAAACAGAAAACCAAAAGAGCCAGCCAUGGAAAUGGACUUGUCCUGCAUUCGAAGGACGCUUUUUAGAUAAAACCCUUUGCUUCUGGAGGGGGUCACGCCAGAUGGUUUGGGGGCACAAUUCUGCCUUUCUUGGUCUGGAGAGGGGGAAUCACCUCUCCCGCCUCCACCUUUGGGGUCUUCUGCACUCAAGAUCGUCAGCCCCACCUGCUCGCCAAACAGGCGUGGACCCCGCCCCAUGGAUAUGGGGAGGGGCGGCCCUCCCACAGGCAGGUGUGUCUCUUCCCCCACCCCUUUUGUUCUGCUUUUUGGCCUGCCUGGGUUUGAUGGGGGGGCUUGUGACAGACAAAGUAAAAAAAAAAUGUUCCUUUGUUUUCUUAAUAAAAAUUUUAGUAGGGAAA